This is a messenger RNA of Vavraia culicis subsp. floridensis, 1150 nucleotides long. RefSeq lists its product as uncharacterized. The record is from RefSeq and is a predicted model, not a curated record. NCBI's taxonomy places the organism in Eukaryota, Fungi, Microsporidia, Pleistophoridae. Bases 1 to 1128 code for a protein of 375 amino acids. The transcript has a single exon.
AUGCUGAAAGCUCUUACAAUCUUUUUGUUAUCGUCAGGCAUUGUUUUGUCUACCGAUGAGGGUCCUAGCAAACAUUCGGUAUCGCGCGUGGUCACCGUAACGACACCGAGCAGUGAAACCAUGAACGACGUUCUUAUCAAGUUCUUCAACGCAAACGUAUCACCGGUUGUGGACAUGGCCGUCAAACGAACAACGAGCGAUGUCGACAUGUCCAUUACACGGCUGACCAACCAUGUCACAUCGCUGUUCACAAGUAUACUCGGCGUGUUGGAGGAGAUAAGAGCAAACAAAGCUGUCGCAUCACCGGCGUUGGGUGCAGGUAAGAAAGAUGGUAAUAAAACAUCGGCUGACCCAUUUCCGGGCUACCUCGAGGAUUACCAAUUUCUCAUGGGGAUUGUCACCGGAGCAGUGCGGUGUGGUGAGUGUUGCACUUGCCUAAAGGGAGAAAUGUGUCUUUUCCACGUGUACGUUCAGCUGUUCCUCAUCGUCAACAACAACCCGUCCUGGCAGCCGCCCAAUCUCCUGACUGCGGUUAGCUUCAGCGGUAUCUCGACGAACAAAAACAGCGUAGCUCUCGAAUUGGUUCUUCAGAAUCUGGGAAAAAAGCGCUGUAUGACCUGCAUGCUGUGCAAGGAAAUUUCACGCGAUCAGAAAUUAUCGUUCAUGUUCAACACGGACGUGAUCAGCAAAUUAUUUGGGAGUGGUGAUAGCGCUGACAAGCAGAUGCUGUUGAACUUGAUUACGGGUGGUGCUGUGGGACCGAAGGGUUUUGAACACCAGCUCAAUCUUUUGCCCAUUCUGCUGUCUUUUGUUGAGAAGGGCAAGCGUGGUAAAAGCGCUGCGCCAACGUGCCCGUUCAUGGGACAAUCGAGCAGGGAUACCUGCCAUGCUAGCGUGCCUGCAAGCACAACUUGUCCGUCUCAGCUUCCGCCAGUACGACCAGGGGUACCUAAUGCAACUGCUCCACCCGCAUGCAAUGUCCCUACGAGUUCUACAACGCCAGUCGGUGCACAACCUGCGUACGGCAUACCCUUCUCGCCCAGCGGAGUGCCUGUCCACCAGAUUAACCCGAGUGCACAGUCAGGGUCUAAACCGGCAUACGGUGUUGGUUAUGGUACGUACGUUUAAGUAAAAGUGCUUUUGAAGUGAA